GAGGGCAACUAUCACUCUUUGAUUCUGUUCAGGCUUGCAUCGGAAUCUGCCUCUGCUGAAUCUCCAACUGGGCCUCGAUCUGUUGCUGUACACGCCGUAGGAGAGAAUGAUACCACAUCAAAGUCUCGUCAGAUCUAUGUUAUGGAGGCAAGCUGCCCGCAUUUGGGCGCAGACAUGUCCCAUGCAGAUAUCGAGGAAUACGGCGACGACAAUGAAGACCCUACCCUUGUUGCCGUAUGUCCUUGGCACAGAUAUGACUUCGACCUCCGCACGGGGAAGAGCGAAACAGGGAUGCAUACGUGUACCUACUCGAUCGAUAUUCGCACGGAGGGCGACGUGGAGAACGUAUACAUGGAGACGCCCUCUGGGGGCACUGGUUGGCGCCUGAUAGAACUGCGGCCUGUUUCCGAAGAGUUCGCUGACCCUCCACCAAAGUAUAAUGCUCUAACUUCUGUAUCGGUUCCACGUGAGCGGGACGCAGAGGACGAGCCAGUGGUCCCGGUCGAAGACCCUCCUUCGACACUAAUGGAAUGGGCGGUGCUGAUCCUGAACACUCCCGAACCUCGACUCAAGGUCGAACGCACCCGACACGCCGUGCACCUCUUCCGCACCGGCAAGCUCAAGUCCAUCGGCAACAAAGUCGCUAAUCCGCCAACGCCUCCGGACGUACCACCGCGGCAUGCGCUCUACGUCAGCAACACCGUCGCGCCGGAAAAGAUGAAGACCAAGCGAGGGGCUGCGGCGAGUCUGCAUGCGUUGGCAAAUAUUGAGCAGUGGGCAAUUGAUCUCGCGUGGGACAUCAUGGCCCGCUUCGGCCCGCGAUAUAAGGACCUCCCGCCAGCUUUCUUCACCGACUUUACCAAAAUGGCCCUGGACGAAUCGAAGCACUUCACCCUCCUCACCGCCCGCCUCGCCGCCCUCGCCCCAUCCACCCCCUACGGCUCCCUCCCCGUGCACGCCGCCCUCUGGUCCUCCGCCACCGCCUCCGCCGCCUCCCUCCGCGCCCGCCUCGCCAUCAUCCACCUCGUGCACGAGGCCCGCGGGCUCGACGUCAACCCCGCCACCAUCGCCCGCUUCCGCCGCGCGCGCGAUAUGGAGAGCGUCGCCGCGCUCGAGGUCAUACACGCGGACGAGGUCACGCAUGUGACGACGGGGCACAGAUGGUUCACCUGGGUGUGCGCGCGGGAGGGUGUCGAGGACCCGGUGGCGGCGUUCAGGGAGGAAGUCAGGAAGGGCUGGCGCGGGGAUGUGAAGGGCCCGUUCAAUGAGGAAGACCGAGAGAAGGCGGGACUGACGCCGGAUUUCUAUCGCGACCUCAAGGGCGAGCUUGGGCUGGACGACUCUGGGAUCCUGGGUUUGCGUGGGCUGGAUGACCCGGGGAGAUCACGAGAAGCGGAAAACUCACGGAGGGCGCACGAGGCCGAGGAGAGCUCGCAACAAAAGCCGAUGACUGCAUCAAGCGUGCAGAUUGGUUACGACUCGACAGAUUGAAGCGCUGGGCGCAUGACUGACACGGCACUGUUAAGAAGAUGAAUCAAGGCGGCCACCGCCUUGUCUGUAUUGCCAACCAUCCAGGGCCAAUCGACCGUAAUCUAGAAGUACAUAUGCGCGCCUGUAGGAGUAUGUAUGUAGUGCUGAAAGUUCCUCUGCGGUGCUGGAAUUUAGGUAUGUGAUGCGGAACUGUAGGUAUGCAACGCUCGACUGUAGGUAUCGUCCGCGAUAAUGGUAUAGGUAUCUCCUCGCCAAGGGUGACAGGAUCCGUGCAGC
Molecule: messenger RNA, 1767 nt
Organism: Schizophyllum commune H4-8
Lineage: Eukaryota; Fungi; Basidiomycota; Agaricomycetes; Agaricales; Schizophyllaceae
Product: DUF455-domain-containing protein
Exons: 8
Coding region: 175-1491 (438 amino acids)
Molecular function (GO): 2 iron, 2 sulfur cluster binding
Source: RefSeq, a predicted model, not a curated record